Molecule: messenger RNA, 588 nt
Organism: Dichomitus squalens LYAD-421 SS1
Lineage: Eukaryota; Fungi; Basidiomycota; Agaricomycetes; Polyporales; Polyporaceae
Exons: 2
Source: RefSeq, a predicted model, not a curated record
GCCCAGAAAGCUCUAAACGCCAUGGCCGAUGAACUCGCGGACCUUGGCGUAGCCUUGCCAUCUACCUAUCACAGCAAAAUUCGUCAACACCCGGACAUGAGGCAGGCUGUCCAGACCGAGCUCGCGCUGCGGGAAGGGCAAGCCGACGAAGCGCUCGACGAACUCCGCCUGCACAUCGCGACGUUCGAAUCGCUCGAGAAACGAAAAAGGCAAGGCUCAGGCAUACGGCACAAUACCGUGUUAGAUGGUAGGUUGCAGAAGAAGCGACAAGCGCAGCAUCGCGCGAAGGAUCGCUAUCGUGCCUUGCGCGACAUCAUGCUGGUCCUGGGCAUGCCCAACGAUCACAAGAAGUUCCGAAUCCUGAACGACGAGGACUUGCGGGCCUUCACCUUAACGACGGUGGAGCAGCAGUUAGGCGACAGUUACAGGCUACCUUCGUGGAUCUGGGGUGAUUUCUCUUUUGUCAACCAAGUGAAGGCUGGCGAGAUGCGGAGUUUCCUGGAAGCUAGCAUGCGCGUCCAUUGGUUCAAGCAUAACGCGCUCACACAACGCUGGACGGAGGAACUCAAGACUCGACGCGAAGAGAUA